This is a messenger RNA of Gadus macrocephalus (Pacific cod), 6331 nucleotides long. Its product is annotated as disabled homolog 2-interacting protein-like. The record is from RefSeq and is a predicted model, not a curated record. Bases 1008 to 4355 code for a protein of 1115 amino acids. Gene Ontology annotation, biological process: regulation of GTPase activity. Lineage: Eukaryota; Metazoa; Chordata; Actinopteri; Gadiformes; Gadidae. The transcript has 20 exons.
GGGUAUCUCUCUAAGAGACUCAAACAGUCUCUGCGGAGGACCAAAUCUCAGCCCAAACUCUCACGAAGCAGCAUGAAGCCCCACCUAGUGCCCCCCACUGCUCAGCCCAGAAAAUGGGGGAAGGGCUUUUAAUCCCAUUCCACUAGAAAAAAAAACACACACACACACACACACACACACACACACACACACACACACACACACACACACACACACACACACACACACACACACACACACACACACACACACACACACACACGCAUACACACGGAUGACAGCGUAAGGACCGGGGGGUAUGUGUGAGUGUGUGUGGAAGCGGGGUGGUGGUACAAGAGACGAGAUGAAUAGGGAAGGAAAAAAAAGAUGAGUGAGAAGAGAAAGCGAGGAGAGGAGUGAAGGAACAGAGCACGGAAGUAGGCCAAGCUCACUGCAGGGGAGGAGCAAGCAGCUCAGAGCUACAGGGAGGGAGGGAGAGAGAGAGAGAGAGAGAGAGAGAGAGAGAGAGAGAGAGAGAGAGAGAGAGAGAGAGAGAGAGAGAGAGAGAGAGAGAGAGAGAGAGAGAGGGAGAUAAUGUUAUACAGAGAGGGAGAGCAAGAGAGAGCGAGAGAGAGAGAUAGGGAGGGGAGAGGGGGAGAGAGAGUGAUAGGGAGACAGAGAGAGUGAGAGCGAGAGAGAUAUUGAGAGAGAGAGAGAUAUACUGUCAUACUGAGAUAGAGCGAGAGAGGGAGUGCGCGCGAGAGAGAAUGCUAGCGAUGCCGCGCAGCAUCAGCAGCAGAAUGCUAAGCACAGACAAAGGGAACAGCCAAUAAACGAACAGGGAGACAGAACAGCCAAUAAACGGACAGACCUACAGACAGACAGGCAGCGGGGAAGGCAGACAGUCAGACAGACAGGCAGGUGUGCCAGCGAUCCUCUCCUCCCAGUCCAGGAAGCGAUGGAGCCAUAGCACCCCUCCCAAUCUCUCUUCUCCUCUCCUCUCUUCCUAAGCCAACGCUCGGUGUGUAAUGCACCAGGUGUCCUACGGUAGCCAGGAUUCUUUGCUAAGCACUGGGUGUGUGUCUUCACUAGAACUGAAAAUGGAGCAAACUGUCGUUAUCAAGCCAGUCCACUCUUCCCUGCUGGGCCAGGAGUACUGCUUCGAGGUCACCACCACCACGGGCACCAAGUGCUUCUCAUGCCGCUCGGCCGCCGAGAGAGAGAAGUGGAUGGAGAACCUGCGGCGGGCGGUCCACCCCAACAAGGACAACAGCCGGCGGCUGGAGAACGUCCUGACCGCCUGGCUGGUGGAGGCUAAGGACCUGCCUGCCAAGAAGAGGUACUUCUGCGAGCUGUGUCUGGACGACAGCCUGUACGCCCGAACCUCCUGCAAGCUGAAGACGGACAACGUGUUCUGGGGCGAGCGCUUCGACUUCUCCAGCCUUCCCUCGGUGGGCUCGCUGACCGUCCAUCUCUACAAGGAGACGGACAGGAAGAGGAAGAAGGACAAGAAUAGCUACGUGGGGCUGGUCAACAUCCCUGUUGCCACGGUGACCGGCAGACAGCUGGUGGAGAAGUGGUACUCCGUGAGCACGCCCAGCACCAGCCGAGGCAAAUCCUCCGGCCCCACGGUGCGCAUCAAGGCCCGCUACCAGAGCAUCAUCAUCCUGCCCAUGGAGCAGUACAAGGAGUUUGCAGAGUGGAUCAGUUCAAACUACCUGCUGCUGUGCAGCGCACUGGAGGCCUCCAUCAGCCUGCGCGCCAAGGAGGAGCUCGCCGCCGCGCUGGUCCACAUCCUCCACAGCACCGGGAAGGCUAAGGACUUCCUGACAGACCUGAUGAUGUCAGAGGUUGACCGUUGUCGUGACAACGAUCAGCUGAUCUUCAGAGAAAACACACUGGCGACCAAAAGCAUCGAGGAGUAUCUGAAACUGGUCGGGCAGAAGUACCUGCAGGAUGCGCUGGGGGAGUUCAUCAAGGCUCUGUAUGAGUCUGACGAGAACUGCGAGGUGGAUCCGGCGCGCUGUGUGACCUCUGACCUCCCCGAGCACCAGGCCAACCUGAGGAUGUGCUGCGAGGUGGCCUUCUGCAAGAUCCUCGAGUCCUACAGAGUGUUCCCCAGGGAGCUGAAAGAGGUGUUUGCAUCGUGGCGUCAGGAGUGUGGUAACCGGGGGCGACCGGACAUCAGUGAGCGUCUGAUCAGCGCGUCGCUGUUCCUGCGCUUCCUGUGUCCGGCUGUGAUGUCGCCGUCUCUGUUUGAGCUGACCCAGGAGUACCCCGAUGACCGGACCGCCCGCACGCUCACCCUCAUCGCCAAGGUUACGCAGAACCUGGCCAACUUCAGCAAGUUCGGCAACAAGGAGGAGUACAUGCUGUUCAUGAACGACUUUGUGGAGCGCGAGUGGAGCAACAUGCAACGCUUCCUGCAGGAGAUCUCCCACCCCGACAGCCUGUCCCACACGGCUGGCUUCGACGGAUACAUCGACCUGGGCCGGGAGCUGUCCACCCUCCACACUCUGCUCAUAGAGCUGGACCAGGCGUGUCUGGCUAAGCUAGGUCCGCUGCCUCGUAUCCUGAGGGAAGUCUCUUCAGCGCUCGCUAACCCAGGGGGGCUGGUCCACCCGGGGGGUCUAGUCCACCCAGGGGGGCUGGUCCACCCGGGGGGUCUAGUCCACCCAGGAGGAUUGGUUCACCCAGGGGGGCUUGUCCACCCCCACCCAGGGGGCGGGGCCCACGCAGGGGGCUCGGUCAACCCGGGCGCAGGCUAUCCAAUGAGCUGCGCGGAGCCCCAGCGCGUGGUGUCCCCGCCACCGCUGUCCCCGCCCCUCUCUCCCCCCCUGGCGGGCUGCAACCUGUCCCGGGGCCUACAGGGCAGCGUGGGGGCCGACACCAGUUUGGUAGACUUCACCAGGCUUCCAUCUCCAACUCCAGAGAACAAAGACUUGUUCUUUGUUACCAAAGGAUCCAGUCUUCAGCCCGCUACCGGCCUGCAGGGGUCUCCGGCCGCCAGCUCUUCCUACUCCGAAGCCAAUGAGAACGAAGCAGGACCGGAGUUAGCCAAUGACCGGAGGGAGGCCCCCGAACUGACCAAUGAGAGCCGGAGUCUGUCUCUGGUCGACCUGCAGGACUCGUCCCCCGGUGACGGGGUCGACGACGGCCAAUGGCAGCGCAGGACCGGGCUCCUUCCCCUCUCCUUCCAGAACCCUGUGUAUCACAUGACCAGCACGUCACCGAGGCAACCGCAACAGACCGACGUCACGCCCUCCGAUGGCUCUGCCGGUUCCCACGGCAAUCCCGAGGAGAGGACCACGAUGGGGACCAAGCCGGCGUUCCUUACCCAGAUGUCUGUCGGCCUGGGCGGGGGGGGCGAGAGAGGGGAGAGAGUCGAGAGAGUCGAGAGGGGAGAGAGAGGAGAGAGAGGAGAUCGCAUGUCAGCGCUGUCCAGCAGCAGCAGUGGAGAGGAGUACUCACGCCGACAGAUGUCACUGAACGAUCCUCCACACGGCCACACGCCUGUGGCUCCCAUCGGCCCUCGUCAGAACUCAGUGGGUCCCUCUACCGGACCCCAAAGGCGCAUAGACCAGCCGCCCCCGCCCUCCUCGGCCCCCCCGUGCCCCCCCCGCGGCCGGACCCCCCCCACCAUCCUCACCAGCGGCACCUCGGCCUACCCACCGCGGCCCGCGUCUGGCAGCAUGAUGUCAUCAAGUCCCGAUUGGCCCAGCAGCGGCCAAUCCCGCCUGAGGCAGACCUCGUCCUCCUCCAAAGGGGACAGCCCUGAGAAACUGCGACCUGUAACCAAGGCCCCGUCCCCAGUAAACCCGGGUGCACUGGACCGUACUGCUGCCUGGCUGCUUAAUAUGAACUCUGGCGCCCCCUAUGGAGAGACUGAGGAUGACGAGUCCCUCAGUGAAAAGUACCAGCAGGAGAUCGCCAUGCUCCAGGAGAGGUUACGUGUUGCAGGGAUGCGGCAGGAAGAAUGUGAGGCCAGAUUGAUGCUCCAGGACCAGCACAACCAGAGGAUGUUACAGGAGUACCAGGCGAGGCUGGAGGACACGGAGAGCCGCCUGAGACGCCUUCAGGACGACAAGGAUCUCCAGAUGAACAGCAUUAUCAGCAGGUUGAUGACUGUGGAGGCUGAGCUGAAGAAGGACCACUCAGAUAUGCAGGCCGUGGUGGACUCGAAGCAGAAGAUUAUAGAAGCACAGGAGAAGAGAAUAGCCAGUCUGGAUGCGGCCAACAGCCGGCUGAUGGCCGCGCUCACACAGUUGAAGGAGCGCUACACUGUGACGUCACAAAGGAACGGCCUGUCACCCAGCAACAGCUCCGCCCUGCAGAUCACAGAGAACGGAGAAUUCCGCAACUCAGGCAACUGCUGAGACACCCAAUCAAUCACCAGUGACCGGACGCCCCAAGCAACCGUUGAAGAAUGAGCAAUUCCAAUUGGUCGACAACUGCUACUUUUCCGAUAGAUGCUGCAUGAGAGAACGCGACGGGGAUUAGAAGGGGUUCAUGAACCGAUGGACACUCACUCAGACUCUAGAGAAGGUAUAAAAAGGAUUACCGUAAUCAACUUUGCUGUCAUCUUACUUAUUGUAAAGCUGUCAAUCAAAAGUAUUUUCCUACACUGUAACCACGGCGACUGCGAAUGAUUGGAUGGCUAACAAUACAGUCUGUCCUAUAGCCUUGUGUGUCCCCCCCCCCCCCCGAGGAUUCCCUGUUUCCGUCCAAAACGUCCACUGUGGGUGUGAAUCCAGGGCUUCCUGUGUUCUAUGGUGGUGACCCUCUAAAUGGGAGCUGGUAGGUACUAUACCAGGGACGAGCUGGUAGGUACUAUACCAGGGACGGGGACGCUUUUUUUCUUCUUCAUUUGCAUCAAGGGGGAGGGAUUAUUAUCAAACGUGUAUCUGUAACUCCUGUGAUUGGCAGCUGCCAAAGGGGCACUAGGCCUAGUGUGAUGGUAGUGCUAGUGUGAUGCCAUCCACCACACCCCUUUUCACUGUCCUGUUAUGGUAACCCCGCCCCUGGCCUGCUCUACUAUUGGCUGCCCGCGCUGCUGUUGCUAGUUGCUAUGUAAAGACUAUGUUCGGAUGCAAGAAAUAGUUUUGGGUGAUGUUUUGGUUAAGGAAAGGAGGCAAUCAGAACAAUUUUGGCCACCGAUAUACUUACCCUGUCUUUGUAGGACUCUGGACUGUAGACUGUAUCUCUGUGUCUGAAAUGAGCGGGCAGGUUUCAGCCUUUGUUAGGAUGUAAACGUUCUGCCUCAGACUUUAUUGAACUUGUUUGAAUCAGUUUCACUGACAAUAAAAAUAUGAAUGGAUAUAGGGAGUAAUAACAAAUAUAGUAACAAUUAUAUAUAUAUUUAUAUAUAUAUAUAUAUAUAUAUAUAUAUAUAUAUAUAUAUAUAUAUAUAUAUAUGUCUAUAUAUAUGUGUGUGUAUAUAUAUAUACAUAUAUAUAUAUAUACAUAUAUACAUACAUAUUGCCAUCAGAUCAAAAAAAAUAGUUUUUUGUAUCGAUGAUACUUAUUGUUUAGGUAUUGAUGAAAAGUGUUUUUUUUUUAAUGAUGAACUCCAUUUUUUGAACUGACUGUCAAGUGUAUUUGACUAUUUGUGAGUAGAGAGAGAGAGACUGCUUGCCAAAGGACUUCCCCAUGGCCCUUAUUGACCUAGUGGCCAUCUUGGUUCUAACAUUGCUUUUAAUGCUAGCUGGACUGUGGAAACUGAUGCGGAAGAUGGCCGCUAGAUGUUUAAGGUCUCAAGUUCUGCUCUCUCCGCUGUGUUGACUAGUUAUAGCUGACUUAACUGUCAGGCUUCCUGAGAUAACGUGUGUAUUUUUACUCCGCAGUCAACCUGUAUGCAAGACUCUGUAAUUAUACAUGUAACUGUCAUUCUGUAUAAAGACCAGCUGCUCCAAUGGAAAACCACAGCAUCUAUAAAAAGAAAAAACAUAAAACGACUAUAUCAAACUGACUGAUGGCCAAAUAAUAGCUCUUUUCAAUGUAUUAAAGAUGUUUAUUGAUCAUGAGGAAGAGAUUUUCUGUAAAGAUGAAAUAUGAAUUGUUAUAGUUUUAAGUGUCAAUCAAAGUUUGAGUACACAGCAGCAAAAUAUAUCAUCCCAUCAGUUAAUAUGUUUCGUUGCAUUUCAUCUGAACCAGGGACUUCAUCUAUGAGACGCAUCAUCUUUAAACUGAAAUGUAUAACCAGCAAACUAUUAUGGAGGACCAAACCUGCCAUAACUGCAAAUGUAUGGAGAAGUAAUUGUAUGUCUCAAUAAAUGCAUAAAAUAUGUCUUGGAAAACAUAGAAAGUAAUAUAUAUAAAGAAAAAAAUAAAUAUUUAUUUUCUUUCAUGUUUA